Orbicella faveolata is the source of this 1861-nucleotide messenger RNA. Its product is annotated as SCO-spondin-like. The record is from RefSeq and is a predicted model, not a curated record. Lineage: Eukaryota; Metazoa; Cnidaria; Anthozoa; Scleractinia; Merulinidae.
CAAACUUAAUAUGUAACGCCAGUCAUCAUUUCCAAAAGAAAGUGCAAAAAAUUCGUCGUCGGGGCUCACGUUCACCAAAAUACGCAAAACUUUGACAUUUCACGUCAUAUACACAAAGAUUUAUACCGCACGUGAGCCAUCUAAGCAGUCGAAGGAAGAAUCAUUCCACCAUAACAAUUGUACAGUAAGUUGGCAAUAGCUAGUCAGCAGUUUGUAUAACUGAUAUACUAUAUGCAUGUACAUAGGUCACUUCUAAAAUAAAACAAACAAAUAAAAUUCAUGAUUUCUCCUUCAGGUUUUCCCACCCGGCAACCCCCUGCUUGUCAGGAAGGAUUAGGUCUGGAAAAUUAUGCCAUUCCGGACUCCUCAAUAACUGCUUCAAGCUACGUAGCUCCGGGUACAACUUUAUAUAUACCAGGCAAUGGAAGACUUAAUUUCAGGCUUAAAGCAGGACACUAUGGAGCUUGGGCAGCUGGUAAUCUACGAGACAACAAUUGGUUUCAGGUGAAUUUUGGGCGUUUCGUUAAAGUGAUGAUAGUUUCCACUCAAGGAAGAGACGAUACUUACGAAUGGGUGACAAAGUAUCGUUUGACGUACAGUUAUGACGGGAAAUUUUUCCGUGACUACCUGGAAGACGGUUCUGUCAAGGAAUUUGAAGGGAAUAAGGAUCGAUUCUCAAUUGUGAGUCACAAGCUAAAGAAUCCUAUUAUUGCACGCUACAUCCGAAUCAAUCCAUUGGAAUACCAUGUCUGGAUUUCAUUGAGGGCUGAUGUCUAUGGUUGUAGAUCAGGUUUCCAAAUACCCCAAGAGGUCAGAUGUAGGGAUCCACUAGGGAUGCAAGAUAAGUUAAUUCCAGAUUCUGCUGUAACAGCCUCCUCUACACUGGCCCAUGCGACUUUACUGUACGCUCCUGGUAAUGCUAGACUGCACUAUAAGGGAGGAGUUGGACGUUAUGGAGGCUGGAUACCAGCAGUGAGUGAUCAUAGUCAGUGGCUUCAGAUCAAGUUUGGAAGAGACACGCAAGUGACUGGUAUUGCCACGCAGGGUUAUUACCAUGGGCCUUAUUAUGUCAAGAGUUACACACUUCAAUACGUUGAUGACCGCGGUUUCCUCCAGCAAUACCAGCCAGAAUGGCAUACCAAGACUUUUAAAGCCAACAACGAUAAAGACAGUGUUGUCAAAUAUGACCUGAUUCCACCAGUCAUCACAAGGACCAUAAGAAUCAUUCCUGAGGACUGGUACAUUCUCAUCGCUUUGCGGGUAGAGCUGUACGGAUGUAAAGCAAUUAACGGUGGUUAUUCAGACUGGAAGCCGUACGGUGUGUGUUCAAAGACUUGUGGAGGUGGGGUGAAGACACGAAAACGAACGUGUACCAAUCCACCACCGGCAAACGGAGGGAAAAAUUGCAGUGGACUUGGACCCGACAGUACUACCAGCGAAUGCAACAAGCAGAAGUGCCCAGUAAACGGUGGUUAUUCAGAUUGGGGACCGUACGGUAGAUGCUCGAAGACUUGUGGGGGUGGACAACAGACGCGUAAAAGAACGUGUACCAAUCCACCACCAUCACAUGGUGGAGAAGACUGCAGUGCACUGGGACCCGACAGUUCUACCAGGGAAUGCAACAAUCAGCGGUGUCCAGGUAAAAUUGGCGAAUAGCAACUGAUAAAUUCCAUAAGGCCUAGGUGACGACCGCCGACCCUGUCUCACUCAUCCCGCGAAGAAAGUAAGGACGACAAUUCCACUGAAGUUAGCACAUCUUUGGAGUUUUUAAAGUUAACUGCUGACCACCUACCGGCUUUUAAAUUGCAUCGCGGGCUCAAAACAGUUUAACUUACUGUAAUCAUGGCUGGGUGAUUCGGAA